Molecule: messenger RNA, 5129 nt
Organism: Nylanderia fulva
Lineage: Eukaryota; Metazoa; Arthropoda; Insecta; Hymenoptera; Formicidae
Product: putative multidrug resistance-associated protein lethal(2)03659
Biological process (GO): transmembrane transport
Cellular component (GO): membrane
Molecular function (GO): ATP hydrolysis activity; ATP binding; ABC-type transporter activity
Source: RefSeq, a predicted model, not a curated record
CUAGCGUGCAAUUAUCGUCUCGUGCGGUCUCCGCGGGAUCGGCGGCGGAUCAACGUCACGUGGGAUUAGCCAAUGACACAUGCAGUCGGAUAGGAGUCUUUCGCUCGGGUGGACACCGAUUUCCUCGUCGUCGUCGUCCUCAUCGGCAUCGUCAUCGUCGCCGGGACUGUCGCACUUUGCGUGUCUUCGGGAACGUUAUGGGAUCUUGAGAAAAUAUACGUCCCUCAUCGUCCGGAACGAGCGACUUUAAUUUGAGAAGGACCUCGAGAGUGAAACGGUGUUUCAUCAUCAUCCAUCUUCAUCAUCAUCAUGGACGGAAAAGUGCAAACCGAGAAAGUGAAGAAUCCCAGAGCAGGCGCCAAUAUCUUCAGUGCCUUAACGUUCUCUUGGAUCCUACGUACAUUCUGGGUGGGUUACCGCAGGGAUCUUGAAGUAACUGAUUUGUUCUCACCGCUUAAAGAGCAUACAAGUGGUAUUCUUGGUGUUAAAAUAGCGAAAGCCUGGGAGCAAGAAUGCGAAGCGUACAAUCGUCGGCUGGAAAAAAGUGCGAGGACCGGCUCCCAAAAGAAAGUCAGCAAACCCAGCCUGUUGAAAGUCAUCAUCAAGUGCUUCGGCAUCAAGAUCAUGCUGUACGGGGUGCUUCUGGCCGUCCUGGAGAUCUUGCUCAAGCUGUUGCAACCUAUCUUCCUGGGCCAGUUGAUACGAUACUACAGCACCCCGGAUGUCGACGAGUUGCAUGCUUAUUUGUACGCGGUUGGGAUCAUCCUGUGCUCUGCCAUCAGUGUGUUCAUGAUCCAUCCAUACAUGAUGGGAAUCCUGCACAUGGGCAUGAAGAUGCGCAUCGCUUGCUGCUCGCUUAUCUAUCGCAAGACGUUGAAGCUAACUAGGACUGCGCUGGGCGAGACGACGAUUGGUCAGGCAGUCAAUCUAUUAUCCAAUGACGUCAACAGGUUCGACAUAAGCAUCAUAUUUCUUCAUUAUUUGUGGAUCGGACCCUUACAGACCAUCGUCAUCACGUUCUUCAUGUACUUCUACCUCGAUAUCGGAAUAUCCUCCAUCAUCGGAGUCGCCUCUUUGCUGAUGUUUAUUCCUUUGCAAGGAUGGCUGGGCAAAAAAUCAUCAGAGUUGAGAUUAAGAACCGCAAUCAGGACUGACGAGAGGGUACGAUUGACAAAUGAAAUUAUCAGCGGAAUUCAAGCCAUUAAAAUGUAUACCUGGGAAAAACCAUUCAGCGCGCUCAUAGCAAAAGCGAGAAAGAAAGAGGUCAACGUCAUCCGGGGGACGUCGUAUAUCAGAGGUGUUAGCUUGUCGUUCAUCAUCUUUACCACGAGGAUGUCGUUGUUUAUCACAGUGCUGGCUUACGUGUUGUUCGGCUUCAAGAUAACGGCCGAAAAAGUGUUUAUGAUAACCGCUUAUUAUAACAUUCUGCGUACGACUAUGACAGUUUUCUUCGCACAAGGAAUAUCGCAAGUGGCGGAGGUAAUGAUAUCUAUAAAACGCUUGCAAAAGUUCUUGCUGUAUGAUGAGAUGGACUCUCCCGAAACCAAGACGAUGAAGGAGAACACAAAAGAGAAGCAUAAGGAGAAUACGAAUGAGAGUUACAAGAACACAAAUGAGAAAUAUAAGCAAAAUGUAAAUGAAAACUACAACGAAAAUGCGAAGGAAGAUUUGGUCAACCAGGAAAAGAGCGAUCGAGUGAUCGCGGAUCAACCGGAUCACAUCGAGCAUCAGAUUUGCAUUGAGAAUGCUAGCGCCAAGUGGCUGGAAUACGAGCAGGAGGAUACCUUGCAAAAUAUCAACAUCAAGGUACGCCCGGGUGAACUGAUCGCCAUUGUCGGACAGGUUGGUGCAGGCAAGAGCAGUCUGAUGAAUGUCAUCCUGAAGGAGCUGCGUUUGCAGCAAGGUUCCAUUCAGGUUAAUGGCAAGAUUGCCUAUGCCAGUCAAGAACCGUGGCUGUUUGCCGGAUCUGUAAGACAAAACAUUUUGUUUGGACAAAAGAUAGAUCAUAUCCGAUACGAUCGUGUGACCAGGGUGUGUCAGCUAAAGAAGGACUUCAAUAUGUUAACUUAUGGCGAUAGGACCAUAGUGGGCGAGAGGGGUAUUAGUCUUUCUGGAGGUCAGCGUGCAAGAAUCAAUUUGGCGAGAGCCGUUUACGCCGAAGCCGACAUAUAUCUCUUGGAUGAUCCUUUGAGCGCCGUGGACGCUCACGUGGGCAAACACAUGUUUGAAGAGUGCAUCGAUAAAUAUCUCCGCGGAAAGACCCGGAUUCUAGUGACUCAUCAAUUGCAAUACUUACAUAACGUCAACAGAAUUAUAGUUCUGAAGGACGGAGCUAUCCAAGCAGAAGGCACUUUUGACGAGUUGGGCUCCAUGGGAGUGGAUUUCGGUCGGCUAUUGGAUAAUAAAACGCAAGAGGAUGAGAAAACUUCUCGACCCCCUUCGGCUUCUGUUAGCCGAAGCAAUUCGCGUACUGGUAGCGUUACAUCCUUGAACUCUUAUAUAUCAGUUGAGACUUCGCAACGAGAACCUGAGGAGGUGGCUGAGAUGCGAUCUACGGGCAGUGUUGCUGGAAAAGUGUACGGGAAUUACUUUCGUGCCGGUGGCAAUUGGUGCGUAAUAUUCAUCAUCACUACGCUUUGCAUAUUAUCCCAGUUAGCGGCCAGCGGUGGUGAUUUCUUCAUCGCGCGAUGGGUCGAUAUCGAAGAAAACUACAUGAAUCAAACGGAGACUGGUGUCGUGGAAGACCCGAGAAGUCCCCUCACGCGCUUAGAAUGCAUUUACAUCUUCACCGCAUUGACCGCGCUAACGAUCGGCGUGACUCUGAUUCGCUCGUUCGCCUUCUUCGCGACAUGCAUGCGCGCCUCCAUGCGUCUACACGAUAACAUGUUUCGUAGCAUCAGCCACGCCACAAUGCGCUUCUUCAAUACCAACACGUCUGGACGUGUGCUCAAUCGCUUCUCCAAAGACAUAGGUUCGGUGGACGAAGUGUUGCCUACCGCACUCAUCGACUGUCUGCAGAUCGGUCUGUCGCUGGUCGGCAUCAUCAUUGUAGUCGCCAUCGCGAAUGUGUGGCUGCUGAUCCCCACUGUGUUCGUCGGCAUCAUCUUCUACUACUUGAGAAUCUUCUACCUGGCUACUAGUCGUAGCAUCAAGCGCCUCGAAGGCGUCACUCGCUCACCGGUCUUUGCUCACUUGAGCGCGACUCUUCAAGGACUACCAACGAUUCGCGCGUUCGAAGCGGGCCAAAUCCUCACGGAGGAGUUUGAUCGUCACCAAGAUCUCCAUUCGUCCGCGUGGUACAUCUUCAUUGCGUCCUCACGUGCCUUCGGUUUCUGGUUGGAUAUUUUCUGUGUGAUAUAUAUUGUGUUGGUGACACUAAGUUUUCUCGUGUUGAACAACUAUUCCCGAGGCUCGGUGGAUGGCGGAUACGUAGGCUUGGCAAUCACUCAGAGUAUUGGUCUCACCGGCAUGUUUCAGUGGGGCAUGCGUCAGAGCGCUGAGUUGGAAAACCAAAUGACCUCGGUAGAACGUAUCCUCGAGUACAGCAAUGUGGACAGCGAGCCUGCUCUUGAGAGCGCCCCUGAUAAAAAACCCAAAUCCGACUGGCCACAGAAAGGCAAGAUCGAAUUCAAGACUGUGUUUUUGCGUUACUCGCCAAUGGAAUCGUCGGUACUGAAGAAUCUCAACUUCGUCAUCCAUCCGCGCGAGAAGAUUGGCAUCGUUGGCAGAACCGGUGCCGGCAAAUCGUCUCUGAUUCAAGCUCUUUUCCGUCUGGUCGAAGUAGAAGGUACCAUCGAAAUCGACGGCGUUGACACGAGCGAGAUCGGUCUGCACGAUCUGCGCUCCAAGAUCAGCAUUAUUCCGCAAGAACCGUUCCUGUUCUCUGGUACUUUAAGACGAAAUCUCGACCCGUUCGAUUCCUACACCGACGACGUCCUGUGGCGGGCGCUCGAGGAAGUCGAGUUGAAGGAGAUGGGCCUGCAGGCGAACGUCAAUGAGGGCGGCUCCAAUCUCAGCGUGGGUCAACGACAGUUGGUUUGUCUGGCCCGCGCCAUCAUCAGGAACAACCCGAUACUCGUCCUGGACGAGGCGACCGCCAACGUGGACCCGCGAACAGACGAGCUUAUCCAGACGACGAUCAGGAACAAGUUCGAGAAGUGCACGGUGCUAACGAUCGCCCAUCGACUGAACACCGUCAUGGACAGCGAUCGUAUCCUGGUCAUGGACGCUGGAUAUGCGAAGGAAUUCGAUCAUCCCCACGUGCUGCUGCAAAAGGAAUCGAGUUAUCUGAAGAAAAUGGUACAGGAAACCGGCAAAGCGAUGGCGGAGGCCCUGGCCGGCAUCGCCCGCGACAGCUACCUGAAUCGUCCACCCACGCUCUGAAACAUCCUCGACAGGAUCCUCGCUAAUUUUUCGACAGAUGACGAUGCCGUGAUAGGUUUCUGUGAGGAAGAUACCGUCUGUUCUCCUGAGAAUUUUCGUUGAACGACUCUAGAUACUUGACCAAUUACCUUCGCGAAAAAAGACAAAAUCGGUCCAAGAAUUUCGAAUCCUUGAAAUUUAGAGAUAUAGAAAUCCUGGCGCAUCGAAAGUUAACAAAAGUGCCGCGAAAGCCAGGAAGGUAAAUAAGAGGUUCUCGAGAAAGAUAAAUAUACUAAAUGAUUUAGAUAUCUGUAUGAAAAACUUUUCUAUAUAUCAGAAUUUAGGCACAGAGUUAGGCGUCAAUGAAAUGUAGUAUUUAAGAAAAAGAAAAAUCAAUAGGAAAUGUAAAGAGAAAGGCGAAAGAUGAUAUAAUAUAAAGUUCUAGAUUUAUUCGAGAAGAGGGAACAUUAGAAAAAUGUUUAAGGAGAUAUUAGAUAUAUAAAGAUCCUUGCGGGAAUUCGAAAGAGGAUACAGAAGCGGCGAAACUUUCGAUAAGAGAUUAAUAAACCGACAGUCGUUUUUUAUAUGCAAGGUAUAUGGUCUCGUUUGAGUUGAUCUUUUUUCGACAAUUCUCUGCCUUUUUCCAAUGCAAUGCCAGUGCAGCGAGCAAUCAAAAAAACGCUCCCAGUUACAGUAUUAUUACGUCAUUUUUGUAUCAGUCUGUUGACCCAGAUUUCCCAUCGGGAAGGAAUAAAACUUUUAACACA